This is a messenger RNA of Xyrichtys novacula (pearly razorfish), 22862 nucleotides long. The record is from the annotation of a GenBank genome assembly. NCBI's taxonomy places the organism in Eukaryota, Metazoa, Chordata, Actinopteri, Labriformes, Labridae.
AUGGAGGAGUUAAUAGGACUGAUGGACUUCUCGGUGGGCUCGGCCGAAGAGAGGGGUGAGAUUCCUGGCUUUUUUGUCAAGUUUUGCCCAAGAAGAUCUCAAGAAACACUCAAAAACACCUGCAGAUUUGAAGAUAUUCUUGGUUUUAUUUGUUUAGUUCUUGAUUUCUUUCCAUACACUGUCUCCAAAGCAUCACAAAAUCCAAGCAGACAGUAAACAGUUCCUCUGCUUCACAGACUUCAGUGUGGCGACAGAUAUAAAACCUCAUUUGAACUUAAUGAUAGAUUGGUAUUGAGUUAGUCUGUGUUUGAGAUGCAGUCGUUCUUCCUCUGGUGAUGCUUUUGUCUGUCUUUUCUGGGGGCUCACUCUCACUAACAUCACGCAUUUGCUGGUGUCGGGUUUCUGUCGCUGGUCCUCGCUCUCUUGGGGGUUCAGAGGUGUAAGUCAUCCUCGGGGUUUUCCUUCAACAGUCAUGACUGAAUGUAGAAGGACAACUCAUCGCCGUCUAAAGAUGGCUUGGCCCCAAAAGACGACUGAUUAUAUGAAGGAACCAAACAGAGACAAACAUAUAAUCAGCGUUUUUGUCGUCUGCUUGUUCUUCUCUUGUUGUGUGAGUCAUUUCCAAAUGAAAGUUUAUAUAUAAAUCGUUUUAAAGAAGUAGUUACAUAAGAGUGAGGAAAAAGAAGAACAAGCCAACGUAGUCAGGACAUAAAAUGCGCAGAAGACAAUUAAAACAUGUGAGUUUGAAGACUUCUCAUGCUGUCCUUUGAGCUGCUGUUUGAAGUUGUUCCAAAGCAGAAAAGCAACAGCAGCAAAAAUAAAUCACCUUUAGAGUUUUAUCCCCGACCCUGACACAGACACAACUCCCUACAAGGAGGGAGGAUGAUGAGGAGGGGGAGGAAGAAGCAGCAUGAAAUUAAUAUGGAAUUUACUUUACAUCUGAGUCCAGUAAAACUCAACAAGCCACAGUUAGAGAUAAAGAUGCCUCCUAGUGGAAGAAAGCCUCAAUUAGACUUAAUUAUAUGCAGCAAGUUUAUGAUAAGCGUGAUAUGAUUUACACAAGUUUGAGGCAUUCUUGUACUUUGUUUACAUUUUGCAAAGAGUUUAAGGACAUUUUUAUGAACAGAAACAGAUUUAGGGAGUUUUCUCUAGAGAUUGAAAGUUCAUUACUAGAAUUAAAUAAAUUUCCAAGCAUAAGGGUGUAAUUACCUGAGGUUUUCAAAAGUAUUCAUAACUGUGGUUUAGCUGUUAUUACAUUUUUACAUCAUUUAACCAUCUCAGAAACUCAGAAAAGUGAAAGUGUCUGUUCUACAAAUGUAUUUUUCAGCAUAGGAAGAAAAUUCGUGACACCCCCAGAAAAGGCAGACGUGACAUUUAGGUUUAACUUUUUAAAGCACACAUUUGUACAUUAUUAUCGUUAUCAUUUUUCAUCCUGACAUGGAUUUCUACUAUAAGAAUAAACAGACACACAGAAAUGUUGGUGCCACUUUCUAAUUUUUAUUUAUUGUCCAGAAGUCUGAAAUAGUAGGUUUUUAAACUGUAAUUUAGUAUUAAUCUUAUGCUUUAUUCAGCAGUUAUAGGCCACUGAUGAGAACAAGCAACUACAAUUGUUUUUAAAGCUCAUGUGAGGGAUUUUAGCUGCUUUAAAAUCAAGUAACAUUGAAAUAAAUAAACCUAAAGGACUUACAGAAAAAAUAUAUCAUCAGAAUUUCUUGUUUUUGAUGCCUGUCAUCGACGGCUGCCACCCACUAGGUGUCAGAGGAAGAGGUUAACAGCUGCAACAACAGACUUUGUUUACAUUUCUCACAACUGAGAUUCACACUGAGUGAUUUGAGUGACUAUUUAGGGAGAGCAGACUCUAUUAUGACAUAGCGCAAAUUUUACAUACAAACAGGAUAUGAUCAGUAAAGUGGAAACAAGAUAUGAUUUUGUCUACAGGUGGCGCCAAAAGGGAUCAAAAAGUGGAAAUUCCCAUAAAGAAACAGUUCAGUUUUGUUUUUUCAGAGGGGUGAUUAAAGCUCCUGUGAGUAACUGUCUUCUUAUGUGUCUUAUCCCACAAACACUCCCCUUAUGAACAAAGAAGUAACUGUGAAAUUUCUUUCAAUUUCGCUCUGAGUAUGUUUUGUUUUCUGACAAAAAACAAACUCAUCUUGCGAAAAAGUCUCACUUACUGUGAGAAAAGCACUAAGAGUUUGUUCAGUGCGAUGCCAAUCAUCCCUCUGAAACCUAUCAUCUUUAAAUGGUUACAGUCAUCCACAAUCACAGUUUAGAAACUGUCAGUCUGGUCUCUGAUGGUCUCUUUUAUAAGUCCCGAGGAAGCAUUGCUGUCAUAACCACCAAAAACCUCCUCACAGGAGCUUUUAUCUCACGUGAUUUAGUGGCCAUCACUUUGGGGGAAAAAAAAGUCGGGAGCUGUUUGAUACUAAUGUCUUGGUCAAUCCAGAUCAUUUUAAGCAGAGUAAUCGUUAGCACAUGUCUUAAACGAGUCAAGCAAUUUGAGCAACCCAUCUAAUCUUGAAAAUGCAAGCCAGAACACUUACUCUGUGUCUUAAAAUAAUUUCAGUUUUUGCAAUAUUUCAAAACCACUCGGGUCUUCGUUGGGUAACACUUAAAAAGAAAUCACAGCUAUAUUUACCUCGAAUAAAUCUGAUCUCAUUGAUAGAUGUAUUUGUUUUUUUAAUGUCUCAAUGUUGGGUGGUAGUCUUAGUCAUUGGAAAACACCUCACUGGGGUUAAAUCCACUCUUCAUAAGCGUACUGUCUUGAUGGGAACAGAGCCACAAACAUGAGCUUGCAUCCUGUCUCGUUCCCGGUUUAUUCAGUCAGGUUGAAUGCUUAAGGAAGGUCUAUUAAAAAAUUGUCCUGAAUAACCCCCCCCCCCCCUUAGAGAAGCACUCACAACUUGUAUUUAUUGAUGGCUUAUAACUGAUCCUUUAAGCAUUAUCAAAAGAUUAGUGAGUUACUAUGAGUUACUGUAUGGAGACCCUGCAUUAGAAACUGGCACCAACUCUUAUUGUGUCAUCUAUCAAUCAAUGUCAUAUUAUUUAAACAGCUGAAGCUAAACAGUCUCCAGCAUGCCAGUCAUUCAACACCGUAGUUAACACUUGCCAAGAGGGAUUACCUUGCAGAAGUUUAAAUAACAUAGUUUGAUUUGCUUUCCUGCCAGAAGCUGUUCAGUGUAUGUAUACAGUGUAAUAAUUUUUCUCGCUCUUUAUGAUCCAUCAGUCGUGACAGAAACCGUUACAACCACCCGGCUGACUUCUCUACCACCAAGUGAGUGUCUCUCUCUCUCUCCCAGACUCGUUUUCUUUAAUUAAUGCCAGUAAAGUGUACACAUAUUACAGUAAUUAUAGCCGAGAGGUCCUGAAGGAAGCACCCGAUGAGUAACAGCUUCUCUGUGUUUUGCUGUGUGUCUUCUCGUUGCUAGAGGGAACCAGCGGAUCAAAUCACAGGAAUAUGUCCAGCAGUGCUGGAGGGCUGGGCUUGGAGAAGAAUGUCUUAACCCAGAACAGCAGUGGAACGUAUUUUACUUCAUGUGAGCACAUUUCCACUCGUGGCACAAAAUUUGGGAAGUUGUGUGAGGCAGCAUGGUAUAUUUUUACCCCCCUGUGGCGAGAACAUGUAUCCUGGUUUAACCUUGGAUACCACUUGCAGUUUUUUCCAGGCAGUGAUAGAGGAAGUGUUUAUAUCCUUCACUGAGGUUUUGGCAACAAAACACACCUUGAGUAUUAAAAGGAAAAGUAGGCCCUAAACACCAUGUUAUACGCCCUAUACUAUUGUACAGUCAAUUUUCCAUGAAUUAAGGGAUAUAUUUUCUAUUUCUGAGUUUAAAUUCAAGGCACCUUUACUAAGUGUUUUCUUUUUAUGACACCGUAAAGUUAAACUCUACUCUGACUUUAUGUCAAGCGUGGCUUCUGGUAUUUUACAAGUUAAGAGCAACGUUAAUGAAGAAUUUUUAAAUUGCUUCAUGAAAAUUUUAACCAAUUUUAUCCUAAGGUGAAAAUAUGGCUCUACAAGAACAAGAUAACUAAACUGAAAAAGUAAAAUCAUGAAGGAAAAACCUGUAGUCUUUUAUUUUUAUGAUUUUAUUCCAUACAUACUGUAUGUCAAGUAUUUUAGGUGGGUAAUAAAUCUUUCAUUUUUUCAGCUGUGGCUGUUUUGCACCAAUAGAUGCACUAAGCAUCUGUUUUUCCACUCCUCUAGCAGCAGAAAGUCUCAUGCAAGAAGUUUACAAUAGUUCACUUUAACAGCAUGGUGGUUGUACUUUCAUUAAAAAUGAAUCUAAAUAUGGUCUCCACCACUGCUCAUAAAGUAGCAUGUUGUAAUUUGUUAGAAAGGAGCUUAUUUGUCACUUUGAAGUAAUCUUAAAAUUCCUGGGAAUAGGGCCAUUUUUGGUAGGAGUUACAGGGAAAAUCAAUAAAUACACUUUAGAUUUUAAAAUAUAGUGAACAGCUGGUAUAAAUAAGCACAGUUGAAAUCUUUUUUUUCUGUAAAAUAUACUGCUUUCACUCCCCUAAUCUUUUUGUUUUUGUCUGAAAACCUCUUUUCGAUCAGCACUACAUUUUGUUUUUUGCAAUUAUAAGCAAUGAAAGUAAAGGCAAGGCAAAACAAGGUUAUUUAUAGAGCUCAUUUGGCAACAAGGCAAUUCAAAAUGUAAUUGGAAAAAAAACCUGUAAAUUGUGCCUAAAAUUUGUGCUCAAGUAAAAUUAGUUUUUUUGUCUUUACAAACGGCACAACUACAGGAAAUAAAAGAUGAUAAACAUGAUAAUUUGUCUUUUCUCCUUUCAGCCUCUGUAGGGGUGAACACCAGCAACUACAGCUCCUCCUCAGGGGUUUACCUGGGGGGAGGCUCUUCAGGUGAAGGCGAUGGAGGGGGGACCUACAUAGAUGGAGAGUUGUUUGGAGGUGGAAUUGGAGGUGCAGGAGGAGGAGGAGGACUAGGAGGGGUAGGAGGAGGAGCAAGUGGGGGAAGAUCCAGCAGCAGUUACACAGUGAGCUCUGUGUCAAAGGUCAGGUCCAGCUCGUCAGGCGGUGCCAGGCGUGCUCAGACUGCUGGCUCAUCAGGAGGUCUGUCGCCAGUUUUCCGGGAGAGGAAGACCAUAUCGAGCCGCUCAGUGGGUUAUGACGGUGAGAUUCUGUUAAUAAAACAAACUCGGCACCGUUUGUAACAGGUGGUGCAUGAGGCAGAGGCUAAAGAAAAAGUGAAGGAAACUCCCAUUGAGCAUGAGGGUGCUGUUAAUAAAUCUGCUGCUAUUGUGUUUUCUUCUAGGAAGUUCUAGUGCAAAUUCCUCCCCAGAGUUUACACGCAAGGAUUAUGGAAACUAUUGUAAGUGAGAAAGAAAGCAGCAUGAGAUUAAACACUCUCUGAUUACCGUUUUUAUCCUCAUAUGUUCCCUCUGUGUGCGUUUUUCUCUUUUCUAAUCAGGCUCGGGUGGCACAAGAGGGAGGAGCGAGAGCAGAGGUAUUCAAGAAUAGUUUUUUUCCCCUCCCUCUGGUCAUUAUUUCUGCACCAUCUGACUCUGAAUUGUCCUGCCUCUCUUUUUUAUUAUUAAACCAGGAUUUCUUUUUCCAAUGUGUUUUGUGAUUUCUUUCCAGAGAGCGAGAUCAGAGCCAGAUUACAAAGCGCCUCUCCAACAGCCUGCAGAUGUAAGACCACUUGAGGCACAUUGAUCCAAUUGCCGCUGGUUAUGCAAUCCCUCAUAAAGCAUCUUUAUUCAAGUGUUCAUUCAGAGCCAUUUGGAUAGUGAGCGUUUUGUACUUAGGGGUUACAUUAGGGCAGGGAGUUUGUUGAGUUAUCUUGCCGUCAAAUGCUUUAGUAUACAGUAUAAAGCACAUAUAGGACAUUCUUCUUCACUCAUCUCUCCUCACAUGUAUGUUUAUGUCCGUGAAAUUGUGAUUAGUUACACAUGUGCAGCUCCCACGGACAGAUGGAGGAUAUACUGCACAUCAGCAGAAAGAAAAGGGUGGAGCUGAAGUGAUGAAGCUCACGUGUUUGUUUGCAUUGUGUUCAUGUGAGGAAGAAGUUAAGAGCCAAAUCUGUGGUGGCAACAAAGGCAGAAAUGAGUCACUGUGUGCAGUUUCAAUCAAAACAGAAGAUAGUCAAAGUUUUGAAGAAGUUAGUGCUCCCCCUGCUGACUAAAGUCUGAACCUGCGAUUACUUAAUCCACAUUUUUCUACAUUUACUCAGUCCGGGCAACUUCAGCCUCACCAAACCUCAGCUGGGCAGUAGUUUGCUUGUUGAGUAAAUGUGGAAAAAGUUUGUACUAUUACAUAAAAGAAAACCCAGUAGCAUUUAGGGGCUUGUACUUUCUGUUUUUCUGCUCCCGAUAGUCAAAGUAGAUUAUACUCAAGAUGACGCACUAAACUUUUAACUUCAUUUUGUUUUUAUGUACCAUUGCUGGGACUUUGAAGAAACACUCAAUACAUAUUACUAGCUAAUGGAGGAGGUUUUGCCAUAAUUUCUUUAUGAACUUCUACAUAAGAACAGUUAUCAUUAUAGGAGUUUUUGUGAGUCAUUAAGUAAUGUAGUGAUAGCACAAGAAAAAACUGUUACAAACUCCUUAUUGAGCAGACAAGUCUUUAUGGAUUGAACAUUUCUAACAAUAACAUAAAUUUAUACCACAGACUGUAUAUACUAUGGACAACUUGGUUCCGCCUCCUGCCAGUAUACGGAUUUGAAACCAAAAAGUUCUCGGUAAUUCCGCGAUUUUUCUUAAUUUCCUGAAACCAGCAUUGCACAGUAGCAUUGUACGCAUGAACAUGAACCCUCUAAUAACUUUUUAAAAACGAAGCUUCACGGGAAAAAGAGGACUUGAGCACAAACCAGUCUCACUGUAACUACAUGUCAACAUCACAAGCAGGGGGGAGAAAAAUAGAUUUUCUGUGUAAUAAAUUUCUAAAGUUUGUCCACAGCCCCAUAAGCUUUGCUGGUAGAGGCGGGAUUUAUGACCUAUACUGCAGCCCGUCACCAGAGGGUGCUGUUCUCACCCUGCAAGGAGGCAGACACUGUCCAUUCUAUAUACAGUCUAUGGUUUAUACCCAAAUACACCUUAGUUUUACUGACUGAUAUACUUCUGCUGUAUAAAAAUCAGGUUAUUAUUGAUAGUUUGAGACAUAUAUAAUAGAACAGCUCAUAAAUAAGCUUGAAAUGUUUUCGUAUAUGUGUUCAAAUACUCUAAAAAACCUCUUUGUUAAUGCUUACUGUAUUGUACUUAGUAAGUUUGGAUUGUGUACUUUGCAGGGACAGAGCUGGAUGACGUGAAGAAGCUGCUGAAAGGACGCUCUAAUAGCGUCAGCCCCACACGUUCCUCCUGCGCCUCCAUCACCCUGCCUGUACCUAAAAAGACCACUGUGGAAUCUAAGACCAGCUCAGUUGCCACUCAGUCGGGUAUAUGUCCUUACCAGUGUUACACUCAUGCACAUACUUUACAUAUUCAGACAACUUGUCUCUCUGUCGGGGUUAUAUGGUUUGAAUUUGCCUCGGUUUGUUCCUCUUCUGAAACAGCUUAACAUUCCCAGGUGCUUUCAAUUCUUCCUCCUUCAGGAAGAAAAAAAUCAUCUGUCAACCAAAUGUUAUGAUAAAAUAUGAGAGGCACAAAUUGGGGUAAAGUUGAAAUAAGAAAGCUUUGAACUCAACAAAUGUUCAUCUUGGUAUCUUUUCUCUUUUGCAGGUUCUCCUAAAUUAAGCUCUGCUGGGAGAUCAGGCGGGUUCCAAACCAUCCAAACAACAACCCUUUAUGACACUGGUCUGACAAACGGGCAGUAUGAUACUGGUUUAAAAUCAAGUCAGUACGACGUCACUGUAAAAUCAGGUCAAUAUGAUACUGGUUUGAAAUCAAGUCAGUAUGAUGUUACCAUGAAGUCAGGUCAAUAUGACACCAGUUUGAAAUCAGGCCAGUAUGACACCAGCUUGAGAACAGGCCACUAUGACUCACUGGACACCAUACUCCCAUCCUUUACUUGGUCCACCUCGACGCUGCCCGUCGCCUCCACCUCUGUGGUCACUGGCGGCACCAGCAGCUACACAUACCAGGUUGGCACCAACAACAUGGGAGGAGGAUUAUCAUCACCAGUUGGCCUCACUUCCCCUUCGUCACUGUCAGGUGAGACCAUGGACUGAAUUUGACCUCAUCUGUCCAAGCAGGCGUGGACUACAGUUUUUGCAUUAUUGCACUAUUCCUGUGCAAAAAAAUCUUGCCAAAUAACUUGUUAUCUAAAAGUGAAACACAACAUCUCGUCUUUGCAGUGUACGGCUUUCAGAAUAACUUGGCGUCUACCUCUGGCAGUGUGCUCACCACCAGUGGAGCCAAUGUUAACGGUAGCGCUGGAGGUACAACAGAAAGUUUCUCAAAUAUCUCAACACUGUUACAGAUUUUUACACUCAAAAAACUCCACUUAUGUCACACUUUUGACCCAUGAAUGUGUGUUUGUAUUCGCAGGUUAUGGUGUUCAAAAGAACAUGUCAAAUAGUGGUGGUCUCAUCACGACUGGAUUCGCUUCAAGUAUGUUUCCCAACAGCUUAAAAUCCCACUUAUCUGAUAAAGCCAAAAGUAUGUGAUUCCUGACAGAUGUAUGUGUGUUCACCAGCCACGAGAUCCCAGCCUGACGAUGUUUAUAAGAAGGACAAGUUCAUCUGUGACAAGGAGAACUUCCCCGUAAAGAGGGACACUGAGAUGCUCAUUUUGGCCAAAGACAGUGGGAAGCAAUUCACCACCAGCGGCAGCAGUGUUCAACUCGGAGGAGGUACGUUUGACUUUUGGCGCCCCCCUCUGGAGAAACACCGGAAAUUUUCACUAGCGAGAGGAGCCAAUGAGGUUUUUAAGGUCUUCAGUAGGUGUCAGAUUCCGAUAAAUACACAAUCAGGAUAGCAUUCCCUGCGACCUUAAUGCUAACCACUCAGAGGCUGUCAAUGGAGAAGAGGUCAUGACCUUUCUGGCAGCAUUUUGAUUAUUUUAGCCUUCUGCAUCUGCUCAGUCCCAACUCAAUAUUGAUUAUGCAGAAAUAGAGUCAUCAGAUUCAUUUUUCACAAUUUAUCUGACACUACUAAUAGUUGUUUUGAUAUUUUCCCCCCUUUCUUUCAGUCGGUAUGAAAACAGAGAGCAGCCAUGCUUAAUGAAAGUAUCUUCAGAUAAUGAGUUAAUUUGUAUCUCAGCAUUUCAAAGCUAGAGCUUCUGAGAGAACCGGUUUAUGAUUUAGUUAAGGAAAUCUAACACAUGUAAAAACAAACCUUUUUGUUUUGGGGAGCUAACAUCUGUUAGUCUGUUAGAAAUUAGUAGCUGGUUAGUUUAAUCAUGGUAAGAGUAAAAGCACUUUGGUUUCAUUCAUGGAAAAGUUUAACAUGUUAUUGCUGUUAAGCAGCAUUAAAGGAACCACAGGGCACUUUUUAGCUUUCUAAUGUGAGUCUAAAAAUCAAUGCUCUGAAUGAGGUACUUUAUUUGAAUUAAUUAAAACCUUAUUUUCCCCCAUUUUUAUUUUAUUUGACUUUAACUUCUAUUAAUUUUUCCAUUUGUAUUUUUAUUGGAUUUUGUUUAUGUUAUUUUAAUUGAAUUAAUUCUAUUUAGUUCUAUGUGAUUUUAAUUUAUUUUACUCAAUUUAAUCUGUGUUUUUUAAAUUUAAGUUGUUAAAAAGAUACAUUUUUAAAAUUCCAUUUUAGUGUGAUUUAAUAUAUUUUGUUCAAUUUCUUUUUGUAUUUGUAAUUUUAUUCAUAUAUUUUUAAAUUUUCAAAUUUUAUUUCAUUUUGUUGAUUUUUAAGAUUUAAUCUCACUUUAUUUUUUAUCUCAUUUUAUUUUAUUUUAUUUUUUUUUUCACAUUUCAUUCUGUUAUUUUGUUUCAGCCUUUUCACCUUUUAAAUUUGUGUUUUAUCAUCCAUAAUGUCGCUUGUGUGUCGUGUUAUGUAAUGUCUGGCUUUUUAACAGAUUUUUUAAAACUCUUUAUUUUUUUGUUCUCUCUGCUCAAAAGAAGUAUCAAAAACUAAUUAAAAUCAAUCCUACCUAACAGGGUCGCUAUCUGGAGAUUCAAUCAAGAAAGAGAAGCUGAUUUCCAGCUACAGUGAGACGAUGCCUCUGAAGGUGGAGACAGGAAACUCUUACUGUGAGUGCCCAUCAGAAUACCUCUAAAACAUCACUUUUAUUCUGAUUUCUAAAAAGUAAAUCAUAUUUGUUUGCUUUUCCUCUUCAGAUGGACCAAAAGCUGGGAUGAAAGACAAAGCAACCUAUGCAGGUAUUUCUAUCUGCAUGUGUCUAUCUUGUAUUUAUUUCAUGAUGUAUGUUUAAGUUGUUUGAAAACGAGGAUUUUAUGUCUGUCUUCAGAGAUCAACAGGGAUAGCGGCGCCUUCGGAGGAGGAGGACUUUGCUGCUGUGCCGACUCUUGUUGCUCCUGGUGGAAGUGGCUGCUUGGUCUCCUACUCCUCUCCCUGCUCCUUUUGGGACUCCUGUUCGGGCUCAUUGCACUGGGUAAGGUCAAAUUAUACAUAAGUGUGAGAGUACACUGAGUGAAAUAAAAAUCUCUCUGAAGAUUAGACCUGAGGAGUCAUGAGAUCCUCUGUGGAGCUGCUCAGGGUGGGACUCUUUUCAAACCAAUGAAAUGUGUUUCAGCUUUUACAGGCUGGUGAGCUUUAUUUCACUGUGUUGCUAAGAGCUUUGAGACAGUAAAAGAACUCCUUUCCCUGGAAAUUUGAUCUCUGGGUACUGUCCUGCUGCCAUAAAGGCGGUCUGGCAUUCAUUGUCAGUGGAUCAGCUCCAGAAAUUGUUGCUGGAUGACAUCAGUGACUCCAGUUUGUUUUUCUUGCAGCAAGAGGUGUUUAAAUAGUCAUGUCAAAAAUUCUAUAAAAACAACCAGGUGAUAAAAAUGUUAAGUUUCUGCUUGUAAAACAUGGAUUUAAAAUACAUACUAUCUCUUAUGUAAAACUGUAAAUCCUCAGAAUUGGAAGUUUAUCUCUUGUUUUAUCAAGCUGAAGUUUUUUUAUGAUUAUCCAAAAGUAUAUAUAUGAUUUAUCUGUGAAUGCAAACUAAACUCUGGCUGGUCAAAGUUAGGUCCAAAUAAGUAUAAUCAUGUUUUAUGUUGGACUCAGUGGGACUUCUUUGUACCAAGGACUCCAUUACCAUUAUGUCUCUUAUUAACCAGCAUAUAAAACCCUGCAUUGAUUGAGAUGACAUAAAAAGCUCCUCCAUAAAAGUACAAACCAGUCCUGCAGACUACAAUGUUAAAAGUUUUCUUCACUAUCCACACAGUCCACUGUUGGUUGACUGAAUUCAAGGAGACACAGGGAGUAGGAAUUGCAAAAAGCUGAUUCAGCGCACAUCUAUUUCUGCUAAUUUGUCAAAUUCCAAACUCAAAGAGGUUAAAAAAGUUCAGGCCCAAUGCUGAUGAACUGAUUUCACAACAAGUAACAGUGUACAUCCCGACUCAGCACUGACAGGCUUUGCAAAAACUCUUCUCUAAAUAAAGGUCGCUCGUUUUAUUUUUGGUCUUGAGUGAUCUGUCAGGAGAGAUUAGUUGCUGUGUGGAUUAAAAUAAUGGGAUUUUUUCCCAUAAAGCUUGAUGAUGAUAGUAAGAAACAUAGUCAGUUAAAUCCAUAAAACAUGCAGAACAAUACUGGACAGGGGAUUUGAAAAAGCUGCACAUACUUUUGAGCAUGACUCUCUCUUAGAGACACUGAAUGACUGCUGCUUAUAGCAUUGCUAUUUUCUGCAGUGCUAAUAGCAGAAAAUAAUCCAGGCUAUUACAGUUAAAGUGUUGUGACUAGUCUUUAUUAAAAAGUAAGUUAAUUAUACAAAAAUCAGUCAAACAACAGAAAUAGUUUAUUAUUUAGGAUCACUUUUAAUCUCAUGCUCCUUUUUUGUUACUCAGCGGAGGACGUGAAGAAGCUGAAGAAUCGGGUUGCUACUCUGGAGGCUGAGUCUUCAGUCGUUGCUGCUCGCACCAGUCGUAUCUCAGGCUCAGACAAUGACAUCUACGUGGCUGGAGGAGCAGGAGGUGGCGGCACGGACACGUCAAUACACCUGGGUGCUGGAGGUGGAGAAGGAGGCAGCCAAGGAAGAAUUGCAGUAGCCGGUGCUGGCGGCUUCGGUGGUGGAAACGGCAUCGCAGGAGGUACUGCUGGUGGGGCAGGUGGGGCUAGCGGGUCUGGCACAGCCAGUGCAAGAGGUUCUGGCACUGUCUCCAGUGGCAGUGCAGGCAGUACUGGAGCCGCUUAUGGUGGUGGCGUUGCUGUGAAUGGAGGACAAGUGGAUGCUGCUUCUCUUCAGCUGAUGAUCCAGACCAUGUUAAGAAAUGAAAUGCAGUCGCAGACAUUCAGAGGUACUUCUCAUCCUCACUGCCCAACAAAAUAUCAUACAAACACCUAAAUAAAAAACACUUUGAAACUAAACUCUUAUUUUUUGGUCUCAGCUCUUCUAGCAUCCUCCAUACAAGGAGAGAGAGGACUGCCUGGACCUAAAGGUCAGAGAGCGAAUCCUUCACUGUUCAAAAUGUUUUUACAUUAAAAUUCAUGUCUGUUUAUUGUCAUGCCUCUUUUCUACACCAUCUACUUCACAUGCUCAUUGUUUUCAAAUCUGUGUUUUACCUGUCACAGGAGAUGCUGGUAUCCCUGGACUUAUGGGUGAGAGACAUUUUUCAUGUUUUAUUAAUAGUAUUUUUCAUUUUUUAAGGAAUUUUUCUAUCACUCACACAUGUUUUAAAUACUAUCAUUUUACUGACUGUGACCUUUGACCUUAGGUGCUCCAGGUGCUCCAGGUCCUGAGGGUCCCAAAGGACAGAAAGGAAGCCAAGGUAUGUAAACACUUCAGUUUAAACCACAAAAUGCAGAUUAUUAUCUACAGGAAUUGAUUGUCUGUAUCUGAAAUACCUGAUCAGGUGAUCAUGGAGUGGACGGGGCACCAGGAAUCAGGGGUAGGGAUGGCCCAGCUGGCCCCAGAGGUGAGCCUGGACCUUCAGGUGUUGGAUCAAAAGGUGAAAAAGGUAAGGCAGAGAUUUCGUGCAGAAACAGAAACUGCAUAUUUCUCAAUGAUUCUUAACCCUAGAACACUAUCGCUAAAAUUAGUAACACCAUCACUAUCGCCGGGGGAUUUUUACCUGAAAUAAUACACCCAAGAAAAAGUAAAUGUCAUCAAAAUAUAUCAAAAUAGGACAAUAUGUGACAAAUUAAAGUAGUUUUCUUUAAUUUUCAACUGCGCAAUGUCCACAGUGAGGAAAAAAGUGCCAUGAGGGGACCGUAUAAAAAAUGCAACAGAAUAACUGAAAUCAGGCAUUUAUGAACAAAAAGUUCCUAAAAAAAUAUAGAGACUGUAAACUUAGUUUCUUCUCCACCCAUUCCUUGGACAUGUGAGUCUUCCCUGGUGAAGGCUCAGGGUCUUUGGCACAAUAACAGCUGCAGGAGAGAGAACCAAAAUAUGGCAGAUUUUGAGUGAGUGAAAAUAACCAGCUGACCAAAAUAUUUCUGAUCACCAUAUGAAUUCCCUUGAAAAUCACUACUUUGUGAUGUUUGGUCAGGUGAAAAUCACCCGUUGAUAGUGUUCCAGGGUUAAAAAAAAAUGUUUAUAUGAACCGUGUCAGAGUAGACACUAAUAUUUUUGGAUUUUUGCAGGUGCUCCUGGAGAUCCUGGAGUUCCUGGACCUGUUGGUCUGGCUGGACUUAAAGGUGAGCACCCUGAAGUUGCUUCCUUAAACAAAACAUCAUAAAUCAAUCUGUAGAAAUGUAUUACUCCAAACAAACACCAGAUGGCAGCAUAGAGUCAGUUCACCUCUAUAGUUAUGAUCUCAGUUUUAGACAAGCAGAAAAAUGCACAUUUUCAUGCAAGCUUUGUAUGCGUGUCACUUUAUUGUCAUUUCCCAGUUUUAUUCAUAGGUGGAUGGUACAUUUUUAGUUCCCACCUAGGCUUUUGAUUCUUAAUGUGCUUUGUGUAACAGUGAUGUGCAGUGAGGCUUGUAUAAACUUCUUGUUCUCCUCAAUAAUAAAAAUGUUCUUUGCUUCAGGUGAAUCUGGAUCUCCUGGAAUCCCCGGGCCAGCAGGUGAGCCUCUUCCCUCAUUUAUUUCAGGCAUUUCAGCGUCUAGAAACCUUUAGUAAUGAAAUAUAUCAACAGCAACAACAAAGGUAACUGAAAUCACCCUCACUUAUUCAUUUUUAUUUCUUGUUACAGGCCAACCAGGUCCUCAAGGUUUCCGUGGCGAGUCAGGGUUACCUGGGGUUAAAGGUUGGUCAUGUUUCCUGUCUUAUAAUAUAGUUAAAAUCGUGACUGAGUGAGCUCUUUUUUAAAAUCUCAAUAUCCUUGUAUCACUGCCCAGGUGACAGAGGUCUUCCAGGAUUUCAAGGACAGAAAGGUUUGUUUAUAUUACUCUGCGUCAUACAGCUUGUGAUCUUCUUAAUGCUUCUGAUUAUUUUUUAAUUUAUGUUUUUUUUUCUCAGGUGAAACUGGAGACAAAGGACUCAGGGGUCUGCAAGGUUGGUACAGCUCUGUUCAUCUCACUCCAUUCUUUAUUUUCACAUAUCAUGGUGCUUUUCUCUAAUCAACGUGUUUCACACCUCAGGUGAAGCUGGUUUACCAGGACCACAGGGGCCUGCUGGAGAAAAAGGACCCAAAGGAUCGAUGGGUGAGUAAUAGGACCUCCAGCACCAGAUGAUACCAGACUAAAUAUAUCAUUUUCCUCUUUUUGUGUGUUGUUUGAAACCUACCCAUUAUAUAUAAACUGACAGUCAGCACCUGUUUAUCUUAGCGUGAAUUAGUACAAUGAACAGAAACAACUAAACUAACAUAUUUCAGCUGUAGCUUCCUGGACUCUGCUGAUUUACGUAAAACUACCCGAAAUAGUAAAAUAAUCUAAAAAGUAACCAUCUCAUAAGUAGGAAAGCAGGAAGUAGGAAAAACAUGUUUGUAAAUAAUUCUUACUUCUUUUCAAUUGAAGUAAUUUUUAGCAAUCUGGAGUUAAAAUGAGUUUAACUGUCUGAACUUCAUCUUUUCUAUAAAAAGUUGUUAAAUCUCUGAGAUAAUUCAGUUGGUUGAAAUAAAGAGGUAGGAAUUGUAAUAACAAAGAGAGUUCACAGGGGGCAGUAGAGAGGAGACAGCUCAUACAUGCUCUGGUUUUCUCCAAAGUUUUUUUUCACAGGGAUGUAAAUCUCAUGCAUGAUUAUAAAGAUAAACUCUUCCAAUAAAUGAAGUUUGAAAGGUUUCUGACAUUUUGUUAACCAAUGUAUUAUUUUUGAUAUCACCAGGAGUGGCUGGACAUGAUGGUCUCAAAGGAUCAAGAGGUAAAUUUAAUGAGCACUUUAUUUUACAAAUUAGAAUAAUAUUGAAAUUUCACAUCUUCAUGCACAAGUUAAAUGUCACUGAGGAUUAUAAAGCUUCAUUUUUAAUUGAAUAUAUAGUUUUCCAACCUAAAGAGGAAAAACCCAUAAAGAAAUUCUCGGAUGGUCAUGUUUUUAAAUUUUGUCCUUAGGUGAUCAGGGAGCUGCUGGGCCACCUGGACUCAGAGGUCCUGCUGGGCCUCCAGGAGAUAACGGACUUCCAGGUAAACUGAGCUGUACACCACUUAAAUAGAACUUGAUCUCAAACUUGAUAUUUCUUUGUUGUUGGUCGAUAUGAAUUAAGAUUAAUUCAUAAUAUUUCAUUCUCUGCAGGUACACCUGGGCUUCAAGGACCUCCAGGUACACCUCCUAAACCACAUACACUGUAGUAUUGGAGUUGAAGCUAGAGAUCAUAUGUGUUUCUUUUUGCUUUUAUUGCGCUCUACUUUAAAAUGCACUUCGUAUUUGUGUUGAUUACAGGUAUUGCAGGAAAUCCAGGACGUCCUGGUGCUAAAGGUACAGCUCCUCUGCUCUCUGGAUUACUGUAUAUUUCAAAACAUUAAUCCAUGCAUCUCAUGAACCAUCUGUAUGUCUGUUUUUCAAGGUGAAACUGGAGAACCAGGAAGAAUCAUCAACGCAGGUAAAAGAUCAUGAUAAAGUUUAUAUUCAAACACAAAAUUCAUUAAAAUAGUUUAUAACAGACGAUCUAACCCUGUUAUUUUGAUCUCUCAGCUGGCUCCACUUCUGUUGGUAUCCCAGGACCACCAGGGCCUGCCGGUCCUCCUGGCCCUGCAGGACCUCCAGGAUUAUCAGGUCAGAUUAUGUCUGCAGUAUCUCCAUGUUGUUAUUUUGACUCUAUAUCAGACAAAUUAUAGUUGUUGUAGUCGGAGCUUCAUACUCUUGUCUUACCUCUUUAGGUCCCAUUGGCCCUGCUGGUCUGCCUGGCCCAGCUGGUAUGUAAUCAUAUUAUUUUUCCACAACAGAAGAUUUUAGGGUCAUAUGUUACUUUCUUAGUCUCAAAGAUGAUUGUCUUUUUUUCUCUUUAUAGGUCCUAAAGGUGACCGUGGAUAUAAGGGUGAUCAGGGAGAAGCAGGAGUAUCAGUGAGAACGUCUGAAACUGUGCGGACAAGCAGCACCGGCAGUAAGUGUUCGUUUUUCUAGAAGUCUUCUAAUCUGUUAUUAAAAGAGAGCUGCAUGUAGACAUUGUGUUAUGACUCUAAAGCUAAUGGUGACUGACACCAACAAGCUACAUGCUAGCAUUAGCAUUGUCCUGUAAUUGUCUCUUAGCCUGCACUGGUGAACUCUAUAACUUAGAAACUGAUCAAAUAAUUUAUAAUUUUCUAGGACUUCAGAUGACUCACAGAUCUAUUUUCAUUGGCUUUAGGUCAGUUUUCCUCUAGUAGUGGAUACUCAACACAGAGUGGUCCACCUGGUCCACCCGGUCCACCAGGUCCACCUGGACGUCCAGGUAAAUAAGGAACAAAAUGCUCUUUUGUAUAGGAAUUCCGAGAGGAUCAAAUCAUCUCACAUCACAUCAUAUCAUAUCAUAUCAUAUCACAUCAUUGUCAUAUUAUAUCUCAUAUCAUAUCUCAUAUCAUAUCAUAUUAUAUCAUAUUAUAUCUCAUAUCGUAUUGAAUCACAUCAUACCAUAUCACAUCAUUAUCAUCAUUAUCAUCAUUGUCAUAUCAUAUCUCAUAUCAUACCACAUCAUUGUCAAUCAUAUCUCAUAUCAUACCAUAUCACAUCAAUAUCAUAUCUCAUAUCAUAUCUCAGAUCGUAUUGUAUCAUAUUAUAUCAUAUCAUGUCAUUAUCAUAUCAUAUCAUAUCAUAUCAUAUCAUAUCAUAUCACGUCAUUAUCAUAUCAUAUCAUAUCAUAUUGUAUCUUAUAUCAUAUCUCAUAUCACAUCAUUAUCAUCAUUGUCAUAUUUUAUCUCAUAUCAUACCAUAUCAUAUCAUAUCAUAUCAAUAUUUUAUCAUAUUAUCAUAUCAUCAUGUCAUAUCAUAUUUUAUCAUUAUCAUUAUUAUAUGUCCUAACUAAACAGGGCUUACUCCUGUCAUUACAUGAAUCAUUUAUAAUGAUGGCAUUGCUUUUUUGUUAACUUUUAAAUUUGAUGCUCUUUGGAGAAACAACAUCACAAUCCUUCACUUUUAAUGAAUUACUUUUUCCGGUAAGAUUUCAUGCAUCCUCUAUUGUUUCAAAAAUGUUUUCCCCAGGCGAUUCAAGGCAAGGACCACCAGGACCACCAGGGCCUCGGGGAGAACCAGGUGAGCAAUAAAACUUGUCAAAUUGGAGGUCAAUGCUGAUGACAAAAUGUUAUUUGUGUUACUUGAAGCUCAGCCGUUCUUAAUUUCAAAUUGUAAUCCUCAUUUCUGCUCUGUAGGUUACGGCAGACCAGGACCCAAAGGUGACAAAGGAGACGCAGGCUUUUCGUCCAGCUCUGGUAUGAUCCAAAUAUCUUAACCUUUGUUGUGUCCUGAUGAGAGUUUAACGUAUGUCAUUAGAAAACAAAAACAUUUAAACUUUUCUUCUAACAGGAACAUACUACACUGGACCACCAGGGCCUCCUGGACCUGCUGGGCCUAAAGGAUCAACAGGUGAUUAGAUUUUGUGAAGCUGUCUGACUAAAGAUUGAUUUAAAAAAAUAAAUACUGACUUUCAACAUCUCUUUGUCGUUUCAGGAUCUCCUGGACCAAGAGGAUACCAAGGUAAUUAUCUUUGUUUUUGUGUGUACAUUGGUUUUCAGAUCAUUCACAUAAAAUCAGCUGAGAUUUUCACAGUAUUAAUAACUGCAAUGUCUCAUGUGUGUCUCAGGUGAACCAGGUGUACCAGGUAGACCAGGAACCUCUGAAAGAGGUCAGUAUCCAUUCACAAAUGCACAGUCACACUCAAAUCAGAACUUUAUCAAGUGUGGAUUAAUCUUGAACCCACAUUGGAAUUAAAUAUGACAGUAUAUGUACUUCUUUUUUAUAGUGUCAUAUUCUGGAGGGGUUGCAGUUCCUGGACCCCCUGGUCCACCAGGGCCUCCAGGACCUCAAGGACCACAGGGAUACAAAGGUAAGCCUACAGUCUUUUUGAAAUCUGUGAACACUGUCAGUGUUUUCUCCUCUGUUACCCUUUAUCUCCACAGUUGUGUCCUAUAAAAAUAACAUUCAUUUUCUUGUGCAUUAUUUUCAAGGCGACGCCGGAGUUCCUGGAAUUCCAGGCUCUGCAGGAGGUAAUGAUGACACGAUUGUAGCCAAAAUUACUCUUUGUGCUGAUAAAAAAUAUACAGCAGUUAUCAUAAGUCAUUAUUAUCUUUAAAGUUAGAUGCCACAAACUCUGGCUAGGCUCUUAAUUCUCAUAAUUAUCCUUAGGCACCAUCUCAGUUGCCCAAGGCCCUCCUGGUCGUCCAGGCGUUCCUGGUCCUCCUGGCCCUCCUGGCUCCUUCUCCUCCUCUAGCGAGAUGCGACAGUACAUCACUGACUAUCUAAGUAAGAGUUUUUAUCAGGUCAUUUCAGAGACUUGCUGCCUCUCAGGGGAAGCAAAAGAGUAAAAACGUGUUUUUUUGAAUACACAGGUAGACACACACAAUCUAGUGUCCGGGGACCUCCAGGUCCACCUGGGCCCCCAGGGAUCCCUGGAAGCUUCUCAGGCUCUAUGGAGGACAUAUCUGCCCGGCUCAUUGCUUACAUUCAGCGUAAGCCUCUUCUUUACCGCUGUGUUGAUGUAAUUCGCUGUGAUUGCAGUUGAAUGAGGACGUCAAUUAAAUGUGUUUUGCAAUUCCAGGUUCUGGCUCUAGCCUCAACAUAGGUGUUCAGGGACCACCAGGUCCACCUGGUCCUCCUGGAGCCAGCUCUGGUUCUUUCAGCGUCACUGCUCUCAUCGCCAUGCUUCAGAGUAAGUACAAAACUCUGGAACUGGACUUUGUUGUCUUCGCCCACUUUUCUCUAUGAUUUCCAUUUGACUUUUAUAACAAAACUCUUUAUGGUGUGAUCUGCACAGGGGAUGAUGUGAGGAGAUAUUUGUUAGGACCACAAGGACCUCAAGGACCACCUGGGCCACCAGGAGCAUCAGGAGGAAUCACAGCCAGUUACAGCGUUGAGGAGAUUGCCAGAUAUGUCUUCAAUAUCAUGAACGGUGAGUAAACAAUCCCAUGAAGAGAACUGAAAAAACCCUAGAACAGAUGUCUGAACUCCUUUUUUGUGUCUUAUCUUCAGAGAGAGGAAUUGCUCGAGGUCCACCUGGGCCACCUGGUCCUGCUGGUCCUGCUGGUGCAGGGGGAGCUGGCUUCACUACUGCUACGAUCGAUUACAGUGCGCUGGCAAGAAGUAAGUUGUAUUGAUAUUUUCAGUGAGAGAUUCAUUUUGCUCAGAAUUAAUCUGCUGGUGGCACUCAUGUAUAAACUUCUUACUGUUCCUCUUAGACGCUGAUUUCCGCGCAUGGAUGACAUCCAUCGCACAACAAGGUACUCCUGGCCCUCCAGGCACCCCAGGAACGCCAGGCCCUCAAGGCCCUCAGGGUCCUCAGGGCCCUCGUGGGCCUCCAGGAUACUCCUCUGCCACAGUGUAUGGAGCAGGAGGACAAGGUCACAGUUUGGAGGAGAUUCAGCGUUAUCUGCAGGGUUAGUCUGACUGAGAGUGAACACAGUGUUUUAUUUACUGCGUCACUUUUACCAGAACUAUUACCUCUAUCUUUCAGUGAGCUUUUACGACUUUAGUUGACACAGGCAGGUAGCAUGAUGGUAAAACCCAAAGUAAAACAAAAUCAAAACUUACCUCUACAACCAAAAAUUACUGAAGUAAAUCUAUUUGACUCUGAAUUUCAAGUUCAGACAUCCUCUCUACACACAUUAAAAUUACAUCAUCUUUAGAUUGAGAUUUAAUCGAAUAAUAAAAUCAAAAACAUCACAAGUAAAAUCUCAUGGAAACCUUGGAUAACAUCACAACUUGAGAGCAUAUUUAUUCAAAAUAGGUUUGAAUAUCAAGUACGUAUGAAACACUUCUUUUAGUUUCUUCGUGUUUACAGGUGCAUGCAGGUUUACUUUUUUCAGUUAAACAGCAGAGGAUUACAAAUCAACUUAACAAAAUGCAUAUUUUGUACUUUUUUCAGGUUCUGGUUUCAGAGGCCUUCCUGGCCCUCCUGGUCUUCAGGGUCCACCGGGACCACAGGGUCCACCAGGCAGUUACUCUGGAACAAUUUCCUACAGUGGAAACUUCCCUCGGGAGAGCGUCCGCACUGAAAUUCAGCAGUAUCUGACCAGUAAGUUCCUCUCCUCCCACUCAGUGUUUGAGGUCAAACUGAAUUUAACCUCCAUGAUGCUGCUUUUCACUAGAAUUACAAACUAAGAUCCUGAAAAAAAGAGCUUAUAUAAGAGCAGAUAUCACAGACGGAUGUAUUUUCUGCAGGUGAUGAUGUUCGUCGUUCCAUCAUUGGUCCUCCUGGGCCUCCUGGACCGAGGGGAGAGAAAGGAGAGCGUGGAGAACCAGGUUACAUUCAGGGCUACGUACAGAGCCAGAGCUACUCUCAGGGUGACUCUCGUGUCUCCGGCUCCAGCUCCAGCUCCAAGCGCUCAGACACUGACAUCAGCAGACUCGCUGAGAGAUUGGACUACUCCAACGUCGCCAUGAAAGUCACAGAUUAUAUCAAGAGUGAGUCCAUCAAAUUUAUUCUGUAGAUAUACUCUUACUGCAGUUCCAAUAAUACUUUCCAGGACGUGGAAAUCAACAUGAGCCCACUUUAACCUCGAUUUGUGGACGUUUUACAUAAAUUCUGCAGCAUUAGAAAGAAUACUCUGAGAGAUACUUCUUGUAAGUGGACCGAUAUUUGUUUAACCUUCAGCCUGUUGAUUUGAAAAUGAAGAAAAUGUGAAGGUCCAUAAUUCUCUGGAUGAAAUCUCAGCCAGGGUUUUGAGGAGAAGCUUUUUAUCACAGAUGACUGGGCUGACAAGGGCUUUUGGUUGUAUUGCUGUGGGACUUUAACCCAUAAGGACCCACCGUGACUCUGCUUGUUCCACAUAUUCUGGCAAACCAUCAUGUUAGGCCUGGUCAAUGCACGGUUGCUUUACCGCCGCGAUUGCAAACUACUCUGUUUCAAAAGGCCACAGAUCUGACCCACAGAACCAGAUUAAAGUCUGAAUAAGUAAUUUACAUCUUCCACUUCUGCUCAACAACAAGUCAAAAAAAGUCAGCCAAGAGUCAUUACGGUCUUUUUAAUUCCCUCAAUCUCCUUGAUCAGGUGAAGGCCUGCUGCAGGACUACUUGGUUGAUGGUUCUUGGAGAGCAAACGUCAGAGCCAUUCAAGGCCCAGCCGGUCCACCUGGUCCUCCUGGACCACCUGGUAUAAGCCGUGUAAUUGGAGCCUACGGCAACGUAACAGCUGACCUCAUGGACUUCUUCAGAAGUGAGUAUACAGUGUCUAGUCUUACAAUGAUGAUAAAAGUAUCUAUGCCGCUGCUUCAUCAUGUUUUAAUCUGUGAUUUUGCUCUGCUACAGGAUACGGCACCAUCCCAGGUCCUCCGGGAAUCCCCGGAACAAAGGGAGACAGAGGGUACCCUGGACCCAGAGGAGAAAAGGGUACAUAGAGUUCACAAAACUAUACGUUUAUACAACAGUCUGGAUGAAUCCUAAAUUCUGAUUGGCUACAACGUUCAGUCUUUUCGGGAUUUUGCAUAAACAUUUCUAGGCUCUUUACUGCUCUGAAGCAUAAAUCCGUAACCAUAGCAACAUGAAAGUCAGUCUAAAGCAGUGGUUCUCGAGUCCAGUCCUCGAGGCCCCCUGUCCUGCAUGUUUUGGAUGUUUCCGUGCUCCAACACACCUGAUUCAAAUGAUCAGCUCGUUAGUAAGCCAUUACAGAGCUUGAUAACGAGCUGAUCAUUUGAAUCAGGUGUGUUGGAGCAGGGAAACAUCCAAAACAUGCAGGACAGGGGGGCUCGAGGACUGGACUUGAGAACCACUGGUCUAAAGGAAACUGAACUGAACUGAACUCAACUUUAUUUAUAGAGCACUUUAAAUACAACCAAAGCUGACACAAAGUGCCGUACAUUAUAACAUAAAAAAACAAUAAAAAGUAAUAAAACAAAUGCUGUCUCAUGCUGGGUCAAAAGCCAAGGAAUAAAAGUGGGUUUUAAAAACGGACAAACUGGAAAUUAACAUUGUGUUAGUCAGUAUCUGCUUAUUCCACACAUACUUGCUAACUACACAUUUUUUAGAUACGUUAAUAUGAUGUUUUGACCAACUAGUCACUAGUCAAUUAUGAGGAGUUUAUUAAAACCCUUCAGCACAAUCAGAAUCCAGUAUCCAUCCAAACUCUGCAUUUUUCCAAAUAUACCUGCGCUUGUUUCAGUUUUAGUGAUGUGAUGUUUCUUUUAUGCUCAGGUGAUCGUGGACAGCCAGGUUUACCAGGACUACCAGGAUCUUACACUGUCCAAAUUCCAUCUAGAAUACAGAAGAGGGAUGCAGGUAACCUCCUUUGAACGAUAAUGGCAGUAAAAAGCACGAUCAUCAUCAUGUAUGGAUAACUCAUCGCUACAUUUUUUUUGUUUUAUCCAACAGACAAAGAAGUUGUCGGUCGUCAUAAGCAGAGACGCCGUCGAGCCGUUGGCGUCUAA